This is a messenger RNA of Stylophora pistillata, 1759 nucleotides long. RefSeq lists its product as uncharacterized. The record is from RefSeq and is a predicted model, not a curated record. Lineage: Eukaryota; Metazoa; Cnidaria; Anthozoa; Scleractinia; Pocilloporidae.
GAACCAAUCGUGGCUUUUGCAGUUGAACAAACAGAUUAAAGAUAGAACUGAAAAACAUACAAAGCUUUGGUCAAUGUCUUUGACAAAUGAGCUUUUCUUGGACAGCUUCAAAUAGUUGUUAGGUUUCAUUGAAAAAACAUCUGCGUCCUGAUAAUAGGUUUUUGAACAUUUAAAAUUUAUCCGACAUUAGGGCUCGGCCAGUUUAGCGUCGGUUACCAUGAUGUGAAAUCAUUGAAAACACUUGGAACGGUUUGUUUGUAAUGGAUGAUUACAUCGCAACAAAAGUUAGCGUUUCUGUACGAAAUGCUAUCAGCGUUAACUCUACCAAAAGCCACCAGCUUGAAAAGCAGGUCAAAAACUUGGAGGCCGAAAGAGAUAUGCGUCUGUUAAAUUUGCAAAUGAAGAAAGACGAAAUGUUUUUCGGCUCCCCGAAUUCUCAGCGGAGGAAGAUUCUCGUUAAAUCUCCCAGCGUCUCUGAAGGCUUGAGAGCCGGAACACCAUCUUCACAGCAAGAAAUUUUAGACCUAAAUGCGGGUUUGAGCAAAGAAGAAGAGUUUAGCAGGCUUCAAAAGGCUCACAAUCUUCCACCGCUGUAUUUAGAUAGAGCUGGGAUUGUGGCAACGCCUCCGCGGAUUAGAAAAGCUAGAAAUCUUCAUCCUGGAUCAUUCCCGGUCCCUAUCACUCCCUCACGUCUCGCCGAAUCACCGAAGCCGGAACAUAAACUUUUAACAAGACAAUCAAGUUCGCCGCAGAUGCUUUCAAGUUCUAAUUCAAUGACAAACGUGAACGAAACACGGCGUGAAGAACAUUUGGAGAGUAAACAACGGUUUUCACCCAGGUUACAGAGAACAAAUAUUGACUCAUCUGUCCUCUUAAAUUCGCCUACCAGCCCGAAGGCUCUUAACUUUGAUCAACCGAGUAAUUUUUCUCAAAUUCCUCGACGACCUGCUACAGCAGUUGCUUCUAUCAGAGAUAGCAACAGCAGCGAAGUUCAUCGGGGGUUAAUAUUGCUGCCUGUUUCUUCAUCGAAAGAGCAAACGAAGACUAAGGAACAAAAAAAGGACAGCGUUUUUAACCGGCUUUAUUCCAGCACUAAGAAACGGGAUCGAAAGCGGAUAGGGUCGGAUGAUUCAGCGCCUCAAGCACUCCAUCUACCGCACGGGAAAUUGAAGGCGAAGUUGGAAACGAGGCGACGGUCCGUAUCACUGUCAGAUUUAUCCGAAAUCUGUGAUAAACUGAAAACCUGUCGCUAUUUGAGAUCGAAUAGUCAAAAUGAAGACUCUAAAUGUGUGUGAACUUUCAAUGUAAACAAUUCACUGCUUUAACGAUGUCAUGUACCACGAUAUCGGGUUCGUUUCCAAACCAAAGAAGAAGUUACACCUUAAGUUGUGUUUUUAAAGAAAACAAGAUUUUAAACUUAAACUGACUUUUUUCUUGUAUAAAACUUGCUUUAUUUUGCUAUAAUUUCGCUUUUCUGGCAAGGCUCAUUGAACUUGAUGAGACAAAAAGUGAAGUGAAAUUUCAUCUCUUUAACCUCGACGCCAAACUACUUCGGUCUUAUCUUAAUCAUUAUGAGCAAACAAACCCGUUAAGCUUUGUCUUUUCUUUAUUAAACGUUAGAGUACUUCAAUUUAAUCUAUUGUUUAGAUAUUGUUAUCCCUCUGUCGAACUCGCUAAUUAUAAACACUACCAUUGAAAUGUUAGACUAUUCAUGUGCAAGACAAUGAAAUAAUAAAUUUAAGGAUAAAUAUAAUGUCAA